GAGCAUCCUGGAAUUCGUGGAACAUGCCACAAAAUGGCCCUCCACCCGGGCACUCCAGUCAACCUCCACCCCAGCCCCCUCAGCCCAACUCCUCGCAGCCAAACUCCAACUCGAACCCCUCUGGUCCACCGGGUGACAUGUACUCGCGUCAGACAACAGGCUCAGGAGCUCCUGGUUCAAGUGGUAGCUCAACUAAGACACCCGAUUAUGCUGGUUACACCGGCUACAGCAAUUACGCAGAUACAUCAUAUCCACAGCGUUCUUAUCAAGGUGGAGAAAGCAGCCAAGGUGGGUAUGCUGCCAGCGCACCUAAACCGGGUCCACAAGGCUUUGAUCUCAAAGAGUGGCCCGCCUCAUGACCGUUUUAAUUUCAACACAAAAUUCCCGUCUUCACGGACGUAACAAGCGCCUAAGGCUUAAUUGCCUUGCUCUCGUGGGUUGUCCAUUUACUUUUCAACUCUCGGACCUGAUUCUACCGGCCGGCUACUACUCAUCACUCUACGCUAUCCCAGCAAUGAUCAACGUCUCGCUCAAUAAUUACACACUUUUUAAGUAACAUCACUAUACUGUCACUAUUGUUUUUUUUUGCAUCACGACCCAACAAUGAUAACACGCAGUACAAUCAGUUUUAUCAUUAAUCAUGACUUACAGUGUUUUUUAACAUUUUUUUUUUAUCUUCGCUAAUUUACACAAGUAUACAAACUAUAAACACAAUAUACGUAUUUACAUACACAUACAAAGUGCUCGCGUGAGACUCAAUUCUAACUAUAAUCCAGUCCUUUAUCCUAGCAAGCUUUUACCUUGAUUACUAUUACGUAACAUAAUUGUUAAAAAAAAUAAUAAUAAUAAAUAACUAAAACAAGA
Molecule: messenger RNA, 864 nt
Organism: Copidosoma floridanum
Lineage: Eukaryota; Metazoa; Arthropoda; Insecta; Hymenoptera; Encyrtidae
Product: heterogeneous nuclear ribonucleoprotein U-like protein 1
Source: RefSeq, a predicted model, not a curated record